Molecule: messenger RNA, 905 nt
Organism: Pseudovirgaria hyperparasitica
Lineage: Eukaryota; Fungi; Ascomycota; Dothideomycetes; Acrospermales; Acrospermaceae
Exons: 1
Coding region: 115-768 (217 amino acids)
Source: RefSeq, a predicted model, not a curated record
GUACCAAACUGCCGUCUCGAAAGUUGGUCUCAGUAUAUGUCCCCCUUUUGAUGAUAUAUGAGCUUGCAUCCGAAGCUCUCACGGUCAAAGGUCGCCAUGCUUUCAAGAACCAAAAUGCCCCCAAACAUUUACAUCGUAGGUGCCCAAUGCACUGGCAAGACCACGCUGGUAAAAGCUCUGGAGAAACACUUAUCAUCCCAGGAGAUCGACGGAGUUGAUCGAGGCCAGAUCACGCCACCAACGAUCAUCACUGAGCUUGCGAGGACCAUCAUGAGGCGCCAUGGCUAUGAUCGUUACGACAUCACCUCAAAACCGGAUCGCGCUUUCGAGCUUCAGAAACUGAUUCUGCAAGGUCAGGCUGAGAUAGAGACGAAACUGGCGCUGGACAAGGCAGGAUGGUACAUUUCAGAUCGCUCCGGUAUCGAUCCCCUCGUCUACACCAAGCUGUACCGCGGGAACGAUGGCAUCGAGGAGCUGAUCAAGUCAGAGCCAUGGCAGCUACUCAAGGAGAAGAUGAGACAGUCAGUUGUGAUUGUUUGUGAAGCUGGAUGUGACUGGCUCGUUGAUGACGAGUUCAGGGUCAUGCCUAAAGAUGGAACAGAUGAAUGGAUGCAAUGGCAUUACGCUUUCUUGGAGCUUUUGCGGUCGCAGAGAAUCGACUAUCACGUCAUUCCAGCUUCAAUGAAGAGCAUUGAUGAUCGCGUCAAAGCGGUGUUGGCAUUCUUGAGUGGGUUUGAGGAGAAGAGAAUCCCGCGGAUGGAGAAAUGAAUCGUUCUGGAUGAAUGGAUGACAUGAAGUCAAAGGAAGCGCGGCCGCACAAGGUUUAGUGUCACACUGCUGAGCUUUGGGGCAACCAUCAAUAGAUCCAUUCCCAAAUAGAGACCAAUCAUUACGAUACUCCCAGU